Messenger RNA from Argiope bruennichi, 1032 nucleotides. RefSeq lists its product as uncharacterized. Bases 1 to 1032 code for a protein of 343 amino acids. Gene Ontology annotation, molecular function: nucleic acid binding; zinc ion binding. NCBI's taxonomy places the organism in Eukaryota, Metazoa, Arthropoda, Arachnida, Araneae, Araneidae. The transcript is spliced from 5 exons. The record is from RefSeq and is a predicted model, not a curated record.
AUGGGUCUUUUCGAAACGUCUUUGUCCGGAUAUUCAAUUACUGAAAAUACUCCUUUUAUCAUCUUGCAUACUGACAAAACCUUCCAUAAAGUCUCGCCUUUUCUCAUUCAGAAACUUAUUGCCUCAACCAUUGGAGAAGUCAAAGAUACUAAGAAACUUAAAUCUGGAGAUUUAUUGAUUGAAGCAGCCACAAAAUCACAAAUAUCUCUUCCGAAAACUAUUCUUGCUGGCUAUGCACGAUAUAAGGUUCGCCCUUAUAUUCCUACACCUUUACGAUGUUUUAACUGUCAGAGGUUCGGCCAUUCUAAAAACGCUUGUCUAGGUAAACAAACUUGUUCCCGCUGUGCAUCAUUCGGACAUUCCAGUACAGAAUGUAAUGCAGAUCCCAAAUGUAUCAAUUGUGAUAAAACCCAUACCGCAGAUUCCAAGGAAUCAGCUUCAUUACCAUACUCACAAGUAGUCAAAAACACCAUUUCUGGUUGUACUCAGACAGAUGAUAAAUUAACUCGAGUUGUUUGUCCUCCACUUACAAAGUUACAACCUUUAACAACUAAUAAAUCACAGUCAGAUAAUCCGUGUACUCUCGUUAUUGCUCAGAACCUUCCUUCACGAACUUCUAAGGAUCUUAAGAAAAAAGGAAAAUCAAAAUAUGAAGUGAGAACUGAAAAAACGGAAAGUAAAAUAUCUCCAGUUUGUAAGGGAACGAACCCUUCGAAACGUACAUUUGAUCCAGCAUUUGGUAGAACUGGUGUUCCUCAGCCAACUGGUCAUGAACUCUCUAAUCUUAGCUCUUCGCAGACCAUAAAUUCCAAAUCAGCUGAUAAAAUUGAUGAAACCAAUUCUGAGCUUGAAACUAUGUCCACAGAUAAGCACAGCCAAAAUACUGACACCGAAAUAGAAUCGGAUAAUGCUAUUGAGUACAACCCUCACGAAACAAUUGAUGAAACCCCACCUGCCCCGGAACUUUCUACCGAUUUCACCGCAGUUGAUAAAACUGUUUUUAGACAAAGUCCCCAAAAAUGCUCAGUAUAG